AUGCACAUCAAGCAGGUGGUGGUGUGCGGGUUCCGCAGCUACAAGGACCAGGUGGCCGUGGAGCCCUUCAGCCAGCAGCACAACGUCGUGAUCGGGCGCAACGGCACGGGCAAGUCCAACUUCUUCGACGCCAUCCGCUUCGGGCUGCUCACGUCUCGCUUCGCCAACCUGCGGCCGGAGGACCGGCAGGCGCUGCUGCACGAGGGCUCGGGCAAGCACGUCAUGGCGGCCUACGUGGAGAUCAUCUUCGACAACAGCGACGGCCGCCUGCCCGUGGACGACGCGGAGGUGGCGCUGCGCCGCACCAUCGGCGUCAAGAAGGACGAGUUCUUCCUCAACCGCAAGCACAUCACCAAGAGCGACGUCGUGCACCUGCUGGAGAGCGCCGGCUUCUCGCGCUCCAACCCGUACUACAUCGUGCAGCAGGGCAAGGUCAACGCGCUCGCCGUGAUGCGCGAGCGCGAGCGCCUCGAGCUGCUCAAGGAGGUGGCGGGCACCAAGGUGUACGAGGACCAGCGCGUCAAGUCGCUCAAGAUCCUGCAGGAGACGCAAACCCAGCGCGACAAGAUCCAGGAGGUCGUGAACUACAUCGAGGAGCGCCUGGCCGAGCUCGAGGAGGAGAAGGAGGAGCUCAAGGAGUACCAGCAGCUGGACCGAGAGCAGCGCGCGCUCGAGUACACGAUGCACGACAAGGAGCUACAGAACGUGCGCGCGGAAAUCGAGGCGCUGGAGAAGCAGAGGCAGGAGGAGAGCGCGCAGUCCACGGAGCUGCACGAGAAGCUCAUGCACGUCCGCGCCGAGAUCAGUCGCAUCAAGAGCGACCACCGCAAGAAAGAGCAGGAUCUGGUGCUGCUGGUUGAGGAGAAGACGAGUCGCGAGGAUGAGCGCAAAGGACUCAUGGAGGCCAGGUACAAGCUCGAGAUGGAGGUGCAGGAGCUCAAGGAGCAGAUCCGCUCCGACGGUGUGCAGCGGUCGGCCGUGUCCAACGAGGCGGAGACGGUGAAGCGCGAGAUCGAGGCCAAGCGCGCGCAACUGGCCAACGAGAUUCUGCCUGCGCUUCGACAGGCGGAGCAGACGCACGACCAAGUGGCUCGCAAUCUUCAGGAGUGCAGAGCGCAGUCGGAGCACCUCAUCGCCAAGCAAAGUCGCAAAAGUCAGUUCCACACGCAGCAGCAGCGCGACGACUACCUCCAGCGCGAGAUCAGCGAUAUGGAGAGCGUCGUGCGCCGCAAAGAGGCCGACACGGCGGCGUUGCGGCACUCGGUUGAGGGUCUUGCGCAGUCUAUUGAUGCAUCUGAACGAACGCUCCAGCAGCAUAUUGAAGAGCUGAAGGAGCAUCGCCGCCGCGUGGACGAUGUCAGCGCACAGAUGCUGCGUCUGAAGGAGCAGCGCAACAUUCUGAGUGAGGAGCGGAAGGCCAAGUGGCGCGAAGAGAACCAGAUUUCGUACGACGUGCGGGAGCUGGAAAAGAAGCUGAACGACGGAGAAAGCGCGUUGCGGAGUACGAUGUCGUAUGAUGUUCGCCGAGGUCUUCAGGCUGUGCGCGAGAUGCAAGGCCGCAUUCGAGGCAUUUAUGGGCCGCUGAUUGAUCUCGUGCGGCCGGUCGAUGAACGUUACUGUAUCGCUGCGGAUGAGGCUGCAGGAGGCGCUCUUUUCCACGUCGUCGUGGAUACAGAUGAUACUGCAACAAGGAUUAUGCGCGAGCUGGAUAAGAAGAAUUUGGGUCGACUGACACUUUUGCCGCUUAAUCGUCUGAAGGUGAAGGAGCAUUUUGAUUAUCCUCGCAAUGACGCUGUGGUUGCGCUGGUGGAGAAGCUUGAGUUUCCUGCUGAGGUUCGCAAGGGUGUUAUGGCUGCCUUUGGCAAGAAGUUGCUGUGUCGGGACCUAGAUACGUGCGUACGCUACGCGGAGCAGACGAACAUGGACUGCUUGACGCUGGACGGCGACAUGGUUCAUCGUCGCGGUGCUCUGAAUGGUGGUUUUAAGGAUCUCCGGCGAUCGCGCACCCGAGCUAUGAUGGAAGUCAAGCAAGCACAAGUAGAUCUGGAGAACGUGACGAACAGAGCUUAUCGAGUGAAAGCAGAGGCCCAGCAAGCGGAUCAGCGGGUGACCGGCGUCAUUAGCGAGAUUCAAAAGCUCGAGGAAGAGAAACGCCGCGUUCUGUCCUCGCAUGAGCAAUUACAUGACGACAUCACCCGGCGCAAGCAUCAGAUUCGCUCUGAGAAAGAUAACCUGGCGCAAAGAGAGCGAAGCUGUGAUCUUCAAGAACGAGAGAUCAGGGAUUUGGCUGCCAAAGUAACGUCACUUCGCGCGGAGCUCCUUACCCCCAUGCAAGACACACUGGCAGCUGAUGAACAGGAGUUAUUGCAUUCCUUGACGAAAAAAAUCUCACUAUUUGAAGCAGAGGAGCGAGACCAGCGUCAGCGACUGGAAGAGAUUCGCUCCAAGAAAGAGGGUAUCAAGACGGUUCUGGAAGAGAACCUGGUCAGACGUGAGAAUGAGCUGGCACGGCAACUUGGCGAAGGAAUUGAAGAGCUGGCGAUCAGCGAGCGUGAGGAAAAUUUGAAGGCGAAGCAGAUCGACCUGGACGAUGCGUCGCGUUUGGUGGACGACAACACGUCAUCACUGAAAGAGCUCGAGCAAAAGAUCGAGGCGUUGCAGCAGGAAAUCACGAACGAGAAUACGCAGGUGGAUGCUCUAAAUGGAGAGGAUGUAGCACUGAGUGACCAAAUCCAGCAGGAAGCUCGUAAGGCGGAGAAAGUUUUGAACAAGCGUCGUCGGCUGUUGAAAAAACGUGAUGAUGCAACGAAAGACAUCCGCGAGUUGGGAACGUUGCCACUUUCUGAGCUCGAGAAGUUCAAGGAGCUGCCAUACCAAGACGUGAUCAAGCAGUUCAAACGCCGAAACGAGAAGCUCAAGAAGUACAGUCACGUGAACAAGAAAGCGUUGGAUCAGUUCAUGAGCUUCAACGAACAGCGCGCAACGCUUCUGGAGCGUAAGGAGGAAAUCGACGACGCGUACAACUCCAUCAAGGACCUCAUCGACGUGUUGGACAAGCGAAAAGAUGAGGCAAUUUUCCGCACCUUCAAAGGCGUGGCGGGCUUCUUUUCAGAAGUUUUCCGCGAGUUGGUGCCAACGGGUGAAGGCAAGAUGAUCCUUGUUGGGGCCGAUAUAAGCCAAGCUAAUGGCAGUGGUGAUGCGUCGCUGGAAUCAAAUGUCGACACUUAUUCUGGCGUGCAGAUCAAGGUGAACUUCCGCGGCGAGGGCGAUUCUUACUUGAUGCAGCAGCUCUCCGGUGGCCAGAAGGCACUUGUGGCUCUCGCGUUUAUCUUUGCUAUCCAGCGAGUCGACCCGGCCCCGUUCUACCUGUUCGAUGAGAUUGAUCAAGCGUUGGAUUCAACUCACCGAGCAGCUGUCGCAGCACUGAUUCACCGCCAAGCACACUCGAAGGACAGCCCUGCUCAGUUCAUUACGUCGACAUUCCGUCCGGAGCUAGUGAACAUCGCCGACAAAUUCUACGGAAUCGGCUACCAGAACAAGAUCAGCAACGUUUACUCGAUGACGAAGGAAGAGUCUCUUGACUUCAUUUCCAACAUAAUGGCGGAGGAAGAAGGCGUCGCCGACGCGCAGGAGUAA
Molecule: messenger RNA, 3636 nt
Organism: Phytophthora sojae
Lineage: Eukaryota; Oomycota; Peronosporomycetes; Peronosporales; Peronosporaceae
Exons: 2
Coding region: 1-3636 (1211 amino acids)
Biological process (GO): mitotic sister chromatid cohesion
Cellular component (GO): chromosome
Molecular function (GO): ATP hydrolysis activity; protein binding; double-stranded DNA binding
Source: RefSeq, a predicted model, not a curated record